This is a messenger RNA of Symbiodinium necroappetens, 2784 nucleotides long. The record is from the annotation of a GenBank genome assembly. Lineage: Eukaryota; Dinophyceae; Suessiales; Symbiodiniaceae.
AUGUUGCUGCUAGCAGCGCCCAUUGAUGUCAGCGUGCCGAUUUUCGCUGAGACCUCGUGUGGGACACGGCGUGCUGAGACAGUCAGGGCUCUACCCCGUUGCAGACAGAGAUAUGCGACGGUGCUGGCUUUGGGCACGUCUUGUGCAGGCAGAAUCAGCAAACGCAAGGGUUGUGGACUAUGCAUCAGGAAGAUUUCUGUGACGGAUGAGCCACCUGCAGUAGAGCAUCCGGCUUCGGAGCCUGUGGCGAAGCAAUACCUUCUGCGUGCUCGACAGUGCCCACAUGAUCGUGCUCGCAUGCAGCAAGAUUUCUUGGAUUUUAUUGCAGACAAAGGGCUGCAGCUGUAUGCAAAGCAAGAGGAAGCCAUCUAUGCUGUCUUCGGAAACUCCCACGUUGUACUCAGCACACCAACUGGCAGUGGCAAGUCCCUCGUAGCGUCGGCCAUGCUGUUCCGCUCAAUCGCCGAAGGCAAAAGAGCCUAUUACACGUGCCCGGUGAAAGCAUUGGUUAGCGAAAAGUUCUUUUCCUUGUGCCAUGACUUCGGGCCGGAGUUGAUCGGGAUGGCAACAGGUGAGGUUUCAAUCAACUCCACUGCUCCUGUGAUUUGCUGUACGGCUGAAGUUCUAGCCAACGUGGCUCUGCGAGAUGGUCGGGCCGCAGAGCUUAGCUACGCGGUCAUGGACGAGUUCCACUUCUUUGACGACAAGGGCCGUGGCUAUGCAUGGGAAGUUCCCCUCUUCAGGCUGCCACAAGUAACGUUUCUGCUCAUGUCUGCAACGAUGGGAGACAAUCAGGCCUUGUAUGCGAACCUUACGGCAUACACAGGCCGCAAUGUUCAGACGAUAACAUCAACAGACCGUCCGGUUCCACUUGACUGGUCCUACCUUUUCGAGACAGCAAAAGAUGCCAUUGACGACUUGGUCGCCUCAGGACGCACACCCGUCUAUGCGGUUUGCUUUACCCAGCAAGAUGCGGCUACCUUGGCACAAUCACUUGUCUGCAAAGAACUCGCUCCGAGUGAGCAAAGAAAGGAGAAAUUGGCAGAGCAGUUCAAGGACAUGGAGUUUGACACUCCUUAUGGGGACAGAUUGAGGCAGCUUCUCAUAAAUGGUAUCGGGUUGCACCACGCCGGGUUGCUUCCAAAGUACCGGCGCCUCGUGGAGAAGAUGGCCCAAGCGGGGUUGCUUACGUGUAUAUGCGGUACCGACACCCUCGGAGUCGGAGUCAAUGUGCCCAUCCGAAGCGUACUGUUCACGCAGCUUUGCAAAUACGACGGUGAAGUAACUGUUCUAGUGACCCCUCGUCAGUUUCAUCAGAUUGCAGGAAGGGCCGGGAGGAGAGGGUACGACACCAAAGGCAGUGUAGUGGCGGUGCAUCCGGCCCACGAAGUGUACAAUAAAAAGCUGCAAGAACAGAUCAAGGUUGCAGAAAACAAGAAGGAGCGCGAGCGGCUAAAGAGGCGGCGCCGGUCUGCGAAGAACAACUUCGUCGAUUGGGACGAGGAUACGUUUACAAAGCUGCGAACAUCAUCCCCGGCACCGCUCCGGUCACGCUUUCAGCUUAGCCAAGGCCAUGUGCUAAGCCUUUUGCAAGGUGCACAGGAGCACGGUCGGGACGGACUUGCUGAAGUUCAUGAGCUUAUUUCUUUGUCCUUAUGUGGCAAGAAAAACAAGGAGCACUUGGCUCAGCAAGUGGACCAGUACGUCCAGGCACUGUCCGGUGCGGGGCUCAUCGUCAGGCAGGGAGAUGCACUGCGAGCUGACAGUGCCUUACAACGCGAUUUUCUCUUGAUGGAAGACGUCUCCCUCUUCUUGGUGGACGUUUUACCUCUGCUGCAGUGGGGCUUUGCUGGAGACAACUGGAAGCUUGCCAAAGCAGUCCUUUCAGUGGUCGAAGCCAUCUGCGAGGAACCGAUAGCAGUUGUGCGUGCGCAGGCACGUGCCAAACAGCGGAAGCAACCGCGGUUGCCGUGUGAAGACGUGCUGUGGCCUGCCUUCGAGAACUUCUUGAAGCGACACCCAUGGGUGUCGCGUCAUGCUUUGAAGCCAAAAGCAAUUGCACUGGAAAUGUUCGACGCCCAGAUGUCUUUUUCUGAUUUCAUCAAGAAGCUAAGCCCACUGGACAAGUCCAAGCGCGUGCUCCAGCAAGAAGGCUUGCUGUUGCGCUUUUUAUCGCAAGUGCACAAGACCAUGAAGCACAACGUACCUGAUGAUUUCAAAACAGAUGAGGUGCUUGAGAUCGAAGCAUUCCUGCUGGCAGCAAUAAACGGAACGGACUCGAGUUUGUUGCGUGAAUGGGAGGCCUUGAAGGAGCUGGAAUCAGUUAAUUUCGAGGAUGAGGCAGGGGUGGAAGCACUUGCUUCCGCAGAGCAAAGCUUGACAGCCGCAUCUGCAAGCAGAGCGUUUGCUGGCAAUGCUCCAGAAACGGAGAGUGAAUUUCGGUUUUUGCAGGCAAGAGCUCGAGUGGAAGCUCAACGAUUCGCACGACAUUUAGCAAGGGGCAGAUGGAAAGAAGCUUCAAAGUCACUCCGGCAGGACGCGGAUAAUGUUUGGGAUGCUGACUCUCUUCGUGAGCAUAUCAUUGCCGAAGGCCGCAGGCCUUUUGCAAAAGACUCUUACAGUAUUCAAAUCGAGAUGGACACUCUGGAGCACGGGCUACAAGUCUUCGGUGAAAUCCUGGAUGAAGAGAGUCGGGCCGCUUUACCUUGGCUGGAGUUUGAAGUCAGCGCACCCUGGCCCUCGAACAGCUUCGAGGCAUUGUUCCAGCUGCAGUCUCUCGACUGA